Messenger RNA from Rotaria sordida, 3249 nucleotides. The record is from the annotation of a GenBank genome assembly. Lineage: Eukaryota; Metazoa; Rotifera; Eurotatoria; Philodinida; Philodinidae.
AUGUCUGUAUCACCACCCGAAGCUCCACCAUAUCCAACAACACCAGAAGAUGAUCGUGAAAAUGAUGAAGCAUCUAUAUCUGCUUAUGCAGAAAUAUUGUCAUUUCAAUGGUGUUUUGGCUUUAAUAAAGAUUUACCAGUACUUAAUGUAUCAAUAAAUAAUACAAAAAAAAUCUUUUUUGUUGCUGCACAAGUUGGAGUUUUAUAUGAUUUUGCUAAUAAUCGACAACAAUUAUUAAUCGGACAUAGAAAUAAUAUAACAUGUUGUUGUAUUAGUAAUGAUAAACGUUGGUUAUGUACAGCUGAUAGUGGUCGAGAUUGUACAGUUAUUGUUUGGGAUACAAUUACUGGAUUACCAAAUCAAACUUAUUUCGAUGUCAUUAAUGGAACAGGAGCAGUAGCAUUUAGUAGUGAUGCAAAAUAUUUAGCGACAUUAAGUCAACAAGCUCCUCAAAUAAUGUCAAUAUGGGAUUGGACAGCUGAAAGUGAUAGACCAAUAUGUGCAUUAGAAUUAAAACAUGAUUAUUCAAAUCAACAUUAUUUACAAUUUAAUCCACGUCAAUCAACACAAUUAGUAUCAAAUUCAACAACACAAGUUGUUUUUUAUGAAUGGUCACAUGAAAAUGGUUUAAAUUAUUAUGAUCCUGAAUUAACUGAAAGAACAUUUAAUAUAUCUCGUGAAAAACUUGGUUAUUUAACUCAAUCGGUUUUUCUUCUUCAUCCAACACGAGUUGUAACAGGUACAACAACAGGAAAACUUGUUCUUUGGGAUUGUAAAACAACUGGAAAUAUAUUUGAAAUGAAUAAAAAACAAUCGAAUAUAGUUCAACAAAAUGAUUUAUUACAACAAUCAACAAAAAUAACAGAAGAUAGAGAAUUAACACGUGACACAUUAAAAUCAUCAACAUCAACACGUAGUGGAACUUUAUCAUCAAGAAAAUCUUCAUCUAAAACAAAUGAACAAAUCGAUCAAGAUGAGGAGGAAAAAAAAUACAAACAAGUACAAUUUCAGGAACCACAACAACAAACGAAUGUUCAAACUAGUGAAGGACGAUCAGAAUUUUCCUUGAUGAAUAAACGAGCAUUAAAAUUAUGUGAACCACAACGAAAAGCGAUUACUGUUUUAGUAACAACUAAUGAUCUUGUGGUAACAGGUGAUAGUGAUGGUAUAAUUCGUUUUUUUGAUCAAGAACUUAAAUUAUGUAUGUGGUUUGAACAUUUUCGUAUUGGACCAAUUGAAUCAAUAUCAUUUACGUAUACAACAUCAGAUUAUUCUCCUCCACAUAUAUCAAAUCCAACACAAAAACAUAAUGAAUCAACAUUAGUACAACCUCUAUUUUCAUCAUUUGAUUUUACAUUAUCAUCAUCUCAUGCUGUUAUUGCUCAUGUAACUCAUUCUGGUCAACAAAUAUCAAUUAUAAAACGUGAUUCUUCAACAGCUAUUUAUGCAUUAGAUACUCAUCCAUUUGAACAUAAAUUAUGUUAUGCAAAUGCAUCUGGUCGUUUACAAUUAUGGGAUUAUCAACAAAAAACAAUUGUAACAAGUGCUCAACAUGCACAUGAUAAUGCUAUUACACAAUUACGUUAUAAUCAUAAUGCUAAUUUAAUUGCUGUUGGUUAUUCGAAUGGACAAUUAACAUUAUGUGAUGCUUUAUCAUUAGAAAGUAUUCUUAAAGCACCAUUUCAAUAUGCUAAAGCAGCUAUUCUUUUCAUUGAAUUUUCACAAACAUCAACUUAUUUAGCAACAGCGGAAGAUGAUUAUACAGUAUCUGUUUAUCGACAAAAUUUAGAUAGUGAAGAUAUAUAUACAUUUCUUGGUCGUUAUCGUGCACAUUAUAAACCAAUUCGAGCAUUAUUUUUUGGUUUAACACCUGAUGAUGAUCAACCAAUAUUAAUUACAAUUGGUGCUGAUCGUAUUUUAGCUGAAUAUGAUUUAAAUGGAAGUGAAAUUGAUCAUCUUGUUUUAAAUCCAUCAACACGUAUUGAACAAAUAGCUGAAUCAAUGUCAGCUUGUUAUUAUCCAUCAUCAUUAACAAAAGAAUCAUUUAUUGUUACAAUUAAUAAUGAAUAUAAAUAUAAAUUAUAUAAUUCUGGUACAAAAAUGUGUCGAAAAACAAUUUUAGGUCCAACAUUUGGUUCACCAUUACGUAAAAUAGGAAUAUUACCAAAAUUAGAUGAAAAUUCUACUGAAGAAUAUAUUUAUUUUAUGACAACAGAUAAAAUAGGUCUUCAACGUUUACCAUUAACUGGUAAUCCAUUUGAUCAAAUGGCUAUAAUAGCACAUCCAAAUCGUGUAAGUGAUGUACGUUCUAGUUAUGAUGGACAAUAUUUAUUUACAAGUGGUGGACUUGAUAAUGUUGUACACAUGUUAUAUGUUAAUCCAGAAGUUUUACAAGCACAAGCACAAUUAGGUGGAAAAGAUUUAAUACCAUUUUAUAAAUUAUUAGAAGGUGGAAGAGAUGGAGAAAUUUUUCGAGAAAUGCAAGAAUUAUUUUAUUAUAGUCAAUUACGACAUCAAGAUAUAAAUCGGUUUGAUCGUCGAGAAGUAACAGCAAAAAUUCCAUUAAAUGAAAUUCCAUUUGUUAUGAGAGCAUUAGGUUAUUAUCCAACUGAACAAGAAAUUGAAGAUAUGCUCAAUGAAGUUAAAUUUAGUACUUAUGUUGAUACAAAAAAUUAUGUGGAAAAUAUUGAUCUGAAUGAUUUUAUUAAAUUAUAUAUAAAUCAUCGACCAGCAUUUGGUCUUAAUCCAUCUGAUCUUUAUCAUGCGUUUAAUGUUUUAUGUAAUCAAUAUGAUUCUGAAGAUGGUCAACCACAAAUGAAUCGUGAAAAUCUUUUAUAUCUUUUACAACAAUAUGGUGAACAUAUGAAUGAUUAUGAAAUGGCUGAUUGUUUAUCAAAUUUACUUCAUUUAAAUAAUGAAUCAACAGAAAUGUUUGAUACAAUGAAUGCUGAAGAUGCUUGUCAAUUUAUUGAAAAUCAAUUACCAGAACAAGUAACAAUACAAACAUUUAUGGAAGAUUUAUUAAAAAUGCCAACACAAUAUGUUGAUCAAGUUAUGUAUUCUGUUAAAGCACAUCAAAAACGUCGAUCAUCAAUGACACCAAAAGAAAAAAAGAGGCAACUUUCAAUUGAACAACUAGAACAACAACACUACCAACAACAACAGCAACAACAACAACAACAACAACGUGCUCGUUCAGCUAUGACAUCAACUACACAAAGUACAACACCAGCUUCGAAUGAUUCUUAA